This is a messenger RNA of Priceomyces carsonii, 948 nucleotides long. RefSeq lists its product as uncharacterized. The transcript has a single exon. The coding region runs from base 1 to 948 and encodes 315 amino acids. NCBI's taxonomy places the organism in Eukaryota, Fungi, Ascomycota, Pichiomycetes, Serinales, Debaryomycetaceae. Gene Ontology annotation, cellular component: membrane. The record is from RefSeq and is a predicted model, not a curated record.
AUGAGCGAUUUAAAUAGUUAUAAGAAAGCGGAUUUGGUUAAUGUAUGCAAAAAGCUUGACAUUCCUACUCUUGCGAAAGACACAAAGAAGGUUUUAACUGAAAAAGUGGAAAGUUAUAUUAGCGAAUAUGGUGAGGAUGGCGUAUUAGCAGUUCAAGGUAUAUUACAAGAUAAGGAAGAUGAAGAUGAAGAAACUUUAGCUGAGGAGGAGGAAGAGACUGAGGAGGAAAAAGAAGACAAUGACUAUGAGGAUUCUGCACCAAUUAAUUUGAAGGAAUGGAUCAUUGAUCCUAUAAUCGAAAAAUCUGAGGCAGCUCUCACUAAAGUUUAUGAAUUCACUGAUAAGGUCGGAAUCACCACGGUUGAUUUUAACGAUGAAUUGAGAGAUCAGUUAUCGAAGUCUAUUACUUUAAAUUAUCUUGAGAUUUCAUUUGAAUUCUUAUAUUUCUUGUAUACUUAUAUCCCAUUGGUUGCACUUAGCGAAAAUCCCCUCGUUCACCAAGUUCUCAAAGACAAUAUUGAAUUUUUUGAUAAAAGUGAUAUCCCAACUCCCAAUUUGUUAUCUCUUGUGAACUACAACACGAUUUCAACGUUCUUUACCUGGGCCUUAACAUCAAUAUUUGUCCCAUUGGUAGUUUCUUAUUACGUAAAUUUUUCCAAAAGAGUCAUAGUGUUGGAUGAAGAAGCUGGUAUUAUUGCAAGAAUUUACAGGUACGAUCCAUUUAUUUUUGCUUUGGUCAAAGUACUUAUCUUUUACUUUGUUACCAAAAACUAUGAUAGCUUAACAACAUUAAAUUCAUAUCGUGGUAUUUUUAAUGCUUUGAAGCACCACAUCUUGCUGCAAUUGGGAGUUUAUGGCAAAUUCACCGAGACUUUAGGUAAUUUCCCCUUAAUUAUCGGAGUUUCUAAUAUUCUAGUUGCCAUCUACUCUCAAUUCGAAGAUUAUUAA